This is a messenger RNA of Argiope bruennichi, 3620 nucleotides long. RefSeq names its product collagen alpha chain CG42342-like. The record is from RefSeq and is a predicted model, not a curated record. The transcript is spliced from 32 exons. The coding region runs from base 600 to 2837 and encodes 745 amino acids. NCBI's taxonomy places the organism in Eukaryota, Metazoa, Arthropoda, Arachnida, Araneae, Araneidae.
UCUCGUUUAGGAAAGAAAGAAACCGGCAGUUUUCCUCUCGCGUGGCACGGGGAAAGUCUGUUUGGAGUCGUCUGACCCCACCACGUGUUUUGAUUGGUCGAAGGUCAGCAAAUUUCCUUAUUUAUUUGUGCUUGCACGUUUGGCAGCAUUGCAUUCGGAUACUAUGGAAUAAUUAUUUUUAAAGCAUCGUUAUGUGAAUUUUUUUUUCUCUUCAGAUUUGUUUUAUGGAGAUAAAAAGUUGGCCAUUCAGUGAAAACGAAUUGGGAUAUUUAAAGCACAUUUUGUAAAUCUGAAAUUUUAUGCAAUCACGAUACGAUAUUGCGACUAUUACCGUUUUUCAAAACAAGUGAAAAUUUUAUUCAAUUGUACCUGAAAUCGGAUAAUAUUUGAUAAAUCGAAUUAUAAACAUACUUUCGAUUAUUCGUUUACCAUAAAGGAUAUUUGUUAUCCCUGUUGCAUUUAUUGAACGAAAUUUUUGUUCUUAUCUAUGAUGUUUUACACACCUGUUUGAGUGUGACUAAAGGUUGGCUGUUGCGUACUGAGCAAGUGUUUAUUGUGGAUUAUAGUCAUGAAAGCAGCUUUGCUAGUUGAGUGACAACAUGGAAACGGGUACACCACCCCCAAAAGGCAAAAAGUGUUCCAAAGAGAAGAGUGCCAGUCCAACCAAAUCCAGGAAGGCACAACAGUCGCCUUCGAAAUCUCCGGAACACAGUUCUGCUAAGUCUUCUCCAGAGCACGAUCUGAAACUAUGGCAGGCGAAGGAACAGGUCCUCAGCAUGCCGAGCCCCAGACGCGAGUAUAGAGAAUGCAUGGUUGAUGCUCGCGGCACGGCUCAGUGCAAUACUACCCAGCCAACCAUGUGCUGUGGUCCCGACAAGAAGGGCGAAGGUUUUUCGAGGAUGGCCGUUUUGUAUUUCAUGUUCUUUUCGUGCGUGUUUGUGGUGGCCAUCAUCGGAUUGCGAAUGUUUACCAUUGAGGAUAAGCUCUUGAGGUUGGACACUGACUACCAGCAACAGCAGAUGAGAAUAGAAGUCCUAGAAGGAAUUAUAAAUAAAUUACAAAAGGAACAGAAGAGCAGUGCCGGCGGAGGCGCGGGGGAUUCCUUCGGACACAAGAGGAGCAGGCGAGAGACAGCAGAAUGUAUCUGUCCACCAGGCCCACCUGGACAAAGAGGUAAAAGAGGUCGAAAAGGUGAAGCUGGAGAUGUCGGACCGCCAGGACCUGUUGGACCACCUGGAAAACCAGGAUUCCCUGGUGCUAUUGGUAUUGAUGGCCCUAAAGGAGAUCCUGGUGAGAAAGGAGAAAAAGGUGAUAAAGGUGAAAGUGGAGGAGAUCUAUUUACAACUACUAAGGGUGUAAAGCGCUCUGUAAAUAACCUGCAGGGUGGAUCAGUAGGUUUUGCAGAAGCUGUCUCAAUGAAGGGGCUUGCAAGUCUUGGUAUGACUCUUGCCCCUGGUGAUUUGUUAUUAUUAAAAGGUGAACCUGGAGUUCCUGGGCCACCAGGUCCACCUGGACCACCAGGCCCCACAGGAUUACCAGGUUUUGAUGGUAGAGUUGGUUUACCUGGAGAACCCGGUCCCCCUGGGGAACUUGGUUCUUCUGGGCCACCUGGGCCUGUUGGGCCAAUGGGCAAAGAUGGCUUACCUGGACCUAAGGGUGAAAAAGGUUUAAAAGGUGACAGAGGUUUCAUGGGUGCCCCUGGACUUCCUGGUAUGCCUGGAAAACCAGGUUUGAAUGGACAUUUAGGACUUCCUGGUCCCAAAGGAAAUCCUGGUGAAAAAGGAGAUAAAGGUGACCGAGGUCUUACAACAACUCUUGAUGGAAAUUCUUUCCCAACUGGUUUCAUUGAAGGACCACCCGGUCCUCCUGGACCUCCAGGUCCAGCUGGUCCACCUGGAAGAAAAGGAAAAAGAGGACUUCCUGGCCAGCCAGGAUUCAAAGGAGAACCUGGUAGAAUUGGUUUGAAGGGUGAAAAAGGUGAAAAGGGAGAUUUAGGAUCUCCAGGUUUCCCGGGAGACAGAGGUUUGCCUGGAAUUCCAGGUUUUAAUGGUUCCAAAGGAGAUGAUGGCAUUCAAGGACCUCCUGGAAUACCAGGAAUGUCUGGUUCUAAGGGUGAUAAAGGUGAAAGAGGUGAAUUAGGUGCACCUGGAUUAAUGGGACCACCUGGAUUACCGGGACCUCCAGGCAGACUUGGACUGAAAGGAGACAAGGGAAACAAAGGUGAAGUGAUACCAUACAGAUACUGGAAGCAGGGAGACAGGAGACUAGAUGGAAAAACAUUCACUGGACCUCCCGGACCACCAGGACCCCCUGGCUUACAAGGCAUUCAAGGUCCUCCAGGUGUUAAAGGAGACAAAGGAGUAGAUGGACAGAAAGGAGAACCUGGUGAUGUAGGAACUAAAGGUGAACCAGGACCAAUGGGGCUUCCAGGUCCAAGAGGGGUUCCUGGACCAUCUGGAAGAGACGGAAUGGAUGGUAAACCAGGGCUUAUAGGCCCACCAGGAUUGGAUGGAAUGAAGGGUGAAAGAGGAGAUCAAGGCAGAAAAGGAGAUAAAGGUGAACCAGGAUUGCCAGGCACAGACGGAAUACCAGGUUUACCGGGGCCAAAAGGGGAGAAGGGAGAGAUUGGACCUGAGGGUUUACGUGGCAAACGAGGUAAAAGAGGCGAGAAAGGAGAAAAAGGAGAUCAAGGAGUCCCUGGUUUAGAUGCUCCUUGCCCAUUAGGACCGGAUGGCUUACCAUUACCUGGCUGUGGUUGGAGGCCGCCUCCUGGCGGUGGACCUAUUCCACCUGGUGCAUAUCCUCCUGGCCCCUACCCCACAGGACCGGAUGUGUAAAGGAAGCCUGUCUAAUCAUGAGCUCAUCACUGCCACCAAAACGUAAAAGGAUCCAAGCAGCACCUGCAAGAUAAUCAGAAGAUCAACCAAAUACCUGAAGAUGAAUCUUUUUUUCUUUUGAACUUGUGAAGAUUUCAGAGAGACGCUACUUAUAAGCAAUCGGAUGGAGGAAAAAAAAAAAUAUGGAUUUGUGGCAACAAAUUGUGAUGGCGUUUUCUAAAUGAAUUCUCAUAAUCCUUUUUUUCUCCUAUUUGGUACAAGAGUCAAUUGUUUUUUUGAUGUUUUCGUUCAUCUCAAUGAUAUUUAAAUUCAACAUUUCAUAUCAUCUGCAUCAACAGGAACAAGGCUGCAUUUAAUUUAUUCCUGUUGUGUUGUUUUUCUAGACGGAGGUCGUUUCGAAAAAAAACUGAUGUGUUGAUUACCUUUAUAUGAAGUAAAGAAAUACCAAGAAAAACUUUUACUCGUGAACGCGAUAUGUUUCGCGCACUCGAAUGAGUCGAAAUGUGCAACGUUCACAUUUCGACCUCAUUUGCAAAUUAAUGACUCUGUCGAGUUUAUAUCAUUACAAUCAUAUCACUUGUCUGCACGUAAAGUGGAUAUCAAAUAAAAGAGAAUUAUCAGCCCGAAUAACUAUUUUGUGAAUGUGCAGGUGAAAGAAAGAAUUUUUUUCUGUUGAUUAGCAUGAGUGGAUUUUACUCCGACAAUUUUUUCAACUGUUUGUCACACACAAACGAGUGCAAGUGUAAAGCAAGCAAUCAUUAAAUUAAUCGUUCUUUUCCCGUC